Molecule: messenger RNA, 1243 nt
Organism: Theobroma cacao (cacao)
Lineage: Eukaryota; Viridiplantae; Streptophyta; Magnoliopsida; Malvales; Malvaceae
Product: 6-phosphogluconate dehydrogenase family protein
Molecular function (GO): NADP binding; oxidoreductase activity; NAD binding
Source: RefSeq, a predicted model, not a curated record
CUAGAAAAACAGAAUCAAAAUCGAAUCAAAAUUUUAGUAAAUUACCAUUUCCCACACGAUAAGAAAUACAUCAUAAGAUAAUUCAGAUAAAAAUAAAAUGCGAUCACUACCAUUUCUACUCCGCACACUCUCUCGCCACUAUCUGCACAGUCAAACUCCCUCUCCUCCUCAUCUCACCUUCCUCCACCGUUCCAUGGCCACAUCCGCCACUGCCGAGCCCAUCAGUCCAUCCAACACCCGAUUGGGUUGGAUCGGGACUGGCGUAAUGGGUCGAUCCAUGUGCGCUCAUCUAAUCAACGCCGGAUACACUCUCACCGUCUUCAACCGCACCCUCUCCAAGGCCCAACCCCUCGUCGAUAUGGGCGCGCGCCUAGCCCAAACCCCACAUGACCUCGCUGCCCAAUCCGACGUUGUUUUCUCCAUCGUCGGCUACCCUACUGACGUCCGCCAAGUGCUCCUCGAUCCCACCAACGGAGCUCUCUCUGGCCUCAGCCCCGGCGGCGUACUCGUUGACAUGACGACAUCGGAACCUUCCCUCGCCGUCGAAAUAUCGGCCGCUGCCUCCUCCAAGAAUUGCUCCUCAAUCGACGCCCCCGUUUCCGGCGGCGACCGAGGCGCCAAGAACGGGACCCUCGCGAUAUUCGCGGGUGGAGACGAAGCCAUCGUCCGCCGCUUAAAUCCCCUUUUUACGCUCAUGGGAAAGGUUAAUUACAUGGGGCCCAGCGGGAAAGGCCAAUUCGCUAAAUUAGCGAAUCAAAUCACGAUAGCAUCGACGAUGGUCGGAUUAGUAGAAGGAAUCGUUUACGCCCACAAAGCCGGACUCAAUGUGGCGUCGUUUUUGGAUGCGAUAUCGACGGGGGCAGCUGGCUCAAAAUCGUUGGAUUUGUAUGGGAGCAGGAUUUUGAAGAGGGAUUUCGAACCGGGUUUUUUCGUGAACCAUUUUGUUAAGGAUUUGGGAAUUUGUUUAAAGGAGUGUCAAAACAUGGGACUUGCUUUGCCUGGUUUGGCUUUGGCUCAACAGCUUUAUUUGUCGCUGAAGGCUCACGGGGAAGGGAAUUUGGGAACCCAAGCUCUGAUUUUGGCUUUGGAGAGGCUCAACAACGUGACCCUUGAUUCUUAAACCUGGUGAAAUUCCAGAAAGCAUUGGACGAAUCUCAACACUAACAGACGUUAGACUGUUCAGCAACAAUCUAUCGGGCACUCUGCCUCCAGAUUUUGGUCGAUAUUCAAUGCUCGAGUAUUU